Messenger RNA from Chrysemys picta bellii (western painted turtle), 5619 nucleotides. RefSeq names its product exocyst complex component 3-like protein 2. Gene Ontology annotation, molecular function: SNARE binding. The record is from RefSeq and is a predicted model, not a curated record. Lineage: Eukaryota; Metazoa; Chordata; Testudines; Emydidae. Gene Ontology annotation, biological process: exocyst localization; exocytosis. Gene Ontology annotation, cellular component: exocyst.
GGAAGUCUGUUAAAGCAGGAAGUAGCACUGAUACUGAAUCUAGGGACAGACGUCGUCUCACGGAGAGGAAUUCUUAAGGCUGAGACUGUAAAAUCACAUUGAGUUACCGUGGUGCCAACAUUUUCCAGUUAGCCUUCCCAACCUGAUAGCAAACACUUAGCUCUUGCUGGGAGUAUGAGGAAAAUGAAGCGUGUCUGCGCCCGAGUCACUGGAAGGAGAAAGCUGCUGGAAGAACCUUCUGGUGAAAAUACAUCAAUACUUCCCAAAGAGGCUCAAAAGGAGCAGAAAUCAAAUGGGAUAGCGAGAGUGAAAAAUAUUGUAGACAAAUUGCUGAAGAAUUUGCCCCCUGUGAAGGAGAAAACUGAAGAGAAGCCUGUGGACAAAGAGUCUGGUGGGAGGCAGCAUCUCUCAGAUCAAGCCGUUUGUGAAUUGAUAGAUCAAGCAAAAUUUCUUGAAGCUUGUAAUCACAUUUACGAUCUGGAACAAUCUGAACAUAAGAGUGAAAUAAAGAUUGACUCACUUUACAAAAAAGUAGCAGAAAGAAUGUGGUCAGUUGUGCAAGAAGAAAUCAGUGGAGGUGAUAGUAAGUUAUUGGAGCCACUGAAAUCAGUAGGUGCAUCACUGAAGUGGGAGAAAGAGAAAGAAAAAGAAUGGUUUGACAGUGUCAAAGAUAUGGAAUCUGUUUCAACCUGGAGCCCAAAAUACUGGAAUAAAGAUCUGGAGAAACUGCUAAUGGAGUGCAUGGCAACACAGAUUCCCUCUUUUGUGUCUGCUAGCAACACAGAUGAGUCUGCAUUAAAAGAUCAUCUGAGUCAGUUGGAAACCACAAUUUUUCCCAACCUGAGAUGUAAAAGAGAUGUCUUCAAAGAAGCAGGAUUGCUCACUACCUAUACAAAAUGUUGUAAUGCCUGUUUGUCCUCUCACCUUUCCACACUUACAGACGGUGAUAUGAGCUUCAGCAAAUGUCUUCUCAUUUAUGAAUGGGGCUUUAAUAUGUACAGAAGCGAGAAGCUGCUGAUGCCCCACUGGACUCCACAGCAGAGGCUCUUAGCUGAUACAUAUGUUCUCAAGUGGAUUUUUUCAAAUGUGGAGGAAAAGCUGCUCACAGUUACCCAGAAGGAAGUGAGAGAAGCGCUCAGACACGUAAUUACCGCGGGGGAAAAACCCUAUACAGACACUACAAUCAUUCAGGUAUUAACAGGGAGGGCACAGGCAGUCCAGCAUAUCAGUGAUACCAUAAAAGACAAGGUGGAAGCUGUAUGUUUGGAAGAACUUCUGCAUUUUCUGCAUAGCUAUAAACAUGAAGUAAGAAGCCUUUUCCAACUUGACACCUUUUCUGAGACCUACAGCAAUUUGCAAAUACUUGAGAACUGCUGCAUUUUCAGAGCUGCUUGGCAUAAGCUAACCUACAUCUACAGUGCUAGUGCUGACACUGAUGCUAAAGUGAAGGAAUUUAUAGACAGUACAGAAGAACAGAGUAGAGAACUUCUUCUGCAGGCAAUUACUUCUAAAGUCAAGGUGGCAUUGAAGGAUCACUUCAGAAAAGAUAAUAGUGAUUUUGACAAAUUUCUAGACUGUUUACGGUCAAGUUUUUCGAGGUUUGAGAUGAAAAAUACAGAGACCUAUGAGACCCUCAUCCAGACUGUCCAUCACAUCAUUGUCACUGAGUAUGUUCAGGCUCUCCUAACUGGUUCUGGGAAGUCAUCUUCUGCAAAGCGGAGGAAAAUUGCCAACAAAAUUGAAAUGGAUCACCAGGCAAUUCGAACGCUCUUUGAAGAAUGCUUCGGCCCUAAAACUGCUUCACUGGAUGACCCUAUUGAAAGUAUCCUAGAUUUUAUUCUACUUACUGACAUCGAAGCAAUGAAAAUACAGCUUGUGCUUCUUCUCCUCAAGUUUCCAGAUAUAAGGAAAGAACAUCUGAAUAUAAUCUUGGACCUCAAAGGAUCUCUCAAUGGGACAGACAGAAAUGCCAUGUUGGAGGUGGUUUAUGAUAAUUGUGUGGGAUUUGAAAGAGGACACAAUUCAUUUUUUGAAGCGAUAGAAAUAAAGCCUGGAAAAUAUGGCAUCUGUGGCUGCUGCUGCUGCUAUUAGGAAAGGUCUAAUAUGGAAAGUCAGAAGCCACCCUCCUUGCCUGUGUCACAAAGACUCCAUCAUCAGCAGGCAACAUCUGAGAUCACACCUACUUGAAAGUUACGAGGAAUGGCAAACAGUAUUUGUCUGCUGAAAACAGCUGGUAGGCCAUGCGAGAACAUGUGCCAGAGUGUUCAAGACAAGAAGAUCACAUAAACCCAAACUGUGGUUCCCUGCACAAAGUCCAACUGAAAGGGGGAAUGCACAUGGUUAGUGGGGUAGAAUCCUCCCUGAAACCUGCAGCUAGAUUCUUGCUUAGCUGGGCUAUGGCUGCUAGGGAGAGAAGCAUUGGACAGAGCCCCAUCUUGCUUUGGUUGGGGAUUGGGUCAGUAAGCCCCUGCCAUUUCCCCACUCCUCCCACAAUGCUCCUUUCCACAGUCCUGCACAGAGAGCCACUAUGUAGCAUGUUCUGUGGCAUGCAGAGGGCUGCGGAACCCUUCUGGUGCAUGGUUACCAGCUAGUAUCCUGCUCAGCCGGAAGGUGGCAUCUCCACAGCAUUUGGGGCCUUGUGCACCCACGGAGGGGAAGCAGGAUGUGGCACUUAGCUUUUGUGUCCCAUUCAGUUGCUUAAAUGGAAAGUCAUACUAAUAGCACAGGACUUACCUCAGUCCCUAGUAGCCCAUUGCAAUGGAUUGUGGAUAUAGUGUAAUUAGUAUCUUCGUUUUAUAACUGGCUUCAGAGCUGAGUUUGUCUUUUCAUCCAUAUAACUCAGCUGACUGAAAAUUUCCCCUGCUGUAAAGCUCUAAUUUCUUUAACGUGGGAAUUUUUGCUGUGGAAAUCUCAUGUGCAGUGGACAGUUAAAAUAGCUGUUUCCGCUAAUCCUCUGGGUCGGUGUAAACUGCUUUCAGAUGUGAAUAGACAAGAAGUACAGUAUGGGAAAAUAAUAGGCCUUCUUUUUGCCCAUGUAUAGGCUGGUCAUAAUUUCAGAGCUGGAUUUGGUUCAAGGCCUCAUUUGCUAUUGUGUUAAUAGAGGUCACUGCCAUUCUGGUGCUCUCUGACAAGUGUAAACAAAUUAGCCAUGCGGAAAAGAACUGCUGUAUCAGACACUCUUCAACUCUCCUAGGCAGGCACUCUGCAUCAGUGACAGCUUCCUCAAACGUGGCCUUUCCCCCCUGUUUUGCUGGCAGUUCAGUGUGCUCAUGAUUAAUUAGGAACGGAACAAGAGAAGCAAGUUGGUUGGUUUUUGUGUGUAUGAAAAGCUUGUAAUCAAGCUGCUCUGUGAGAUGUUUGGGGGAAAGUCCCCUAAAUCCAAAUGAAAUUUUAAAAGGUGUCACACUACAAAACUAUAAACUCUCGUCUGUGCUCUUUGCUGAGUCUGAAAGCUCAUGUCUUUAAUAAACUAGCUUUAAAGGCCAGAUUCUGCUUUCCUUACUCUUGGUGAAUGGUACCUCACUCUACACGUAGUCCCAAAUAGACCUGUUCCAAGUAAGGUGACACACAGUAGGCAAAUAUGUGGGUUUUAAAAAACAAGUCAAACAACAUUAGAAUUACCAUGUAAUCUGCCUUAAGUGACCUUUCAAGGACCAACAAACACCAGCUGAGUUACAGAGGUUGUUCAUUAACCACAGGUGGUACAACACCGUACCAAAAAGUUGCUCUCCCUUGUUUGCCAUCUCAGCUUGAACUCUUAAUUCACUUUUCCCUGUGCAGCUCUGCCCUGGCUUAUGCCUUGGUUCUGAUCUGUUAACAUGGCCCAUGUCCUUUCUAUGUCAAUCGGCCAAUGUGAAUUUCGUGAAUUUGUCUUGGUUUUGCCAAAUUGGUGAGAAAUUGCUGAGAAAAACAAACAAAAUCCCUUAAAAAGGACUCAGAGAAAAUCAAAAUGUUUCCUUUAAAAAAAGAUGAAACAUUUUGAUUUUUCAGCUCAAAAUGACUGUUUUGAAAAUGUGUAAAAUAGUCAGACGUGGUCAGCAGUGAAAUGAACAUUUUGUUUGACCUGACACUAUAUUUUUUCCCAACUUUUUGUUUUGCCAAAAAUGUUGAAAAGUUUCAGUUCAACCCAAGCGGUUUGGUGUUUUUAAUUUUCCAGAAUGGCCAACGAACCAGAAAAUCCAUUAUUCGCACAGCUCCACUCACAGCCUUCUGAGUUUAUUUCUCCAGGCCCAUCUUCCGCCUUCCUCCACAGCCAAUACAAAGGCAGCUGGCCUUCCCUUUCCCUUUUUAACCUCCUCCUAAGACCUGUUCUUCUCUGAGGUCUGUAAAGACCAAAUACCUUCUGCAGCCCAACAUUAAAUAAUUGGAUGAAGAAAAAAAAAGCCUUUCUUUGGGGAUUGCAAACAGGUGUCAAGGGUUCAGAACCACCCUGUCCUUCCCAUACUGCUAAUUGUUGAGGGUAGAUAGGAGGGGAGCUUUGGUGGAGGUAAUUGGUCCUGAUCUAUGUCUGUGUUCUAGGACCCAAUCAUGCAAAUACCUACUACUGGGGUGAGUAGUAAGCACUACCUUGGGUUGUAAGGAUUUGCAGAAUGGUGCCUUUACUUUGUGAGCCUCACAGGGACAGGAAAUGGGGGAGUAUUAAUAUUAUUUUUGUCUUGUACAAUACUGAGCACAUAUUCGAUUCGCACUGACCAAAUGAUUUAAUCCCCAAUAGAUUCUUUAUUGCUUUUAAUGAAUUGUGAGAACUUCAAAGUCAUAACAGUCAAUUUCAGCUAUUAAAAGAUGAGGAAGAGCGUUCUAACAAAAGUCAAUCAUUUGGCUACUCUUCCAAGACAGCUGACUCCCUCUUCUGUUUGAAAACAGAGUUUCUAAAGCUUCAGCUAGUCCAGGUAUUAGAUAAAUGUGCAAUUUUUAGUCCAGCUAAACAUUUAAUUGGCUUAUAAACCACUUAGUAAAGCAAUUAAAAAAAAUUCACUGCCACUUUGCACAGGUUGGAAGACAACACGGUCUGCAUGUUGCACCGAGUUCAUCCAGCCUCAAACUUCUUGCCACACAAAGAAAUAUAAACAUCUGUCAAAAUAUACAGGGCUGGGCUCUGAAUUGUGCUGGGUAUAUCAAGCCAGUCACAGUAGUCAUCCUUCUGUGCUAUGAUUUACGCAUUUAUUUCCAGGGGCGCGGAAUACAUUAUAUCUACAAUUUCUUGGAGAUGGGGUUAUAGUGAGCCCAUGUUUAUUGAUAUUUAAAUCAACAAGCAUUACAGAGAAAAUAAACAAAAACACACAAAACCCCUUGGACAUCCUGAUCACAGUUGGUCUAAAAAUACAUUCCACAGCACUGGAAAGAUUUCUUCCAAAUAAAUAUUGAUAAUUAGUUGCUUCUACUCUAUCUGAUACAUUCAGACAAGGGUAUUAUGAUUAUUUAAUAAAUAAAUGUAAAUUGGAAACUGGCGUGUAUUUGGAACACAGUGUUAUGUAAGUAAGUCCUGUCUGUGUCUGUAUAUACAAUGUGUUCUGUAAUAUAUAUCUGUAUGUGAAAGAUUUAUUUUAAAUAAUAUUUCUUCAUUGUAAAUUUCUCUUCUUAUUUUGCAAUGGAGCCAUAAAAUAUUCAAAUACAACUUAA